AUGACAUCCUCUUCUCGUUCAACAAGUCGACCGAAGGGUCGCAACCCUCAAUCCGCCGUUCGAAGGUCCGGCAUAACCCGCGUUCGAACUGGCUGCCAGACGUGUCGGGGGCGGAAAAAGAAGUGCGAUGAGUCUAAACCACAUUGCCUGAAUUGCACCAAGGCAAAUCUCGAAUGCUCGGGUCUACCAGAGGUCAGAAGAUGGGAGAACACGGCGGCCGGACAGCGAGCUCUGCGUCGAAAAGCUAACACUCAAUCGCAUCGUACCACUCGUAGAUCUGAGACGCUGGUCGAAUUCCCAGUAAACCUUCCCUGGAGUAACCAACCUUCGCCACUUAUACAACAGCAGCAUGAUGGCCAUAUCAAUGAGGGCCUCCCGGGGGAUCUGACUUUCAACAUGUUUCCGACCGUGAAUGAUUGGGAUGUGUGGCAAAACACUGGGCUUCCGAAUUAUCAGAGCACUACCUUUCGUACAGGCGCUAGCCUGGUGCCAUCUCAACCCUUUGAGGCUGAUUCAUCUACACAAUUAUUCCUCGCAUACGAGCUUCCGAGUCUGAUUCCUGGCAUAGAAACCGAACUCCACCGGAGGUUGUUCCAUCAUUUCACCAAGAACAUGACACCGGUGCUGACGUCGUCAAGUGAAUGGUUGAAAAGUGUUGUUCCCUUGGCCCAGGUGGACCGGACUGUCAUGUCCGCACUGCUGAGUCUAGCUGCUUCUCAUCUAUCUAACUUCUUCCGAACAGAAGAUGACAGUCAGAUUAAGAUCGAGAAGGACGCAUUGCAUCUAGAGUCCAUCCAAAUUCAAGAAGAUCGUCUCAAAAAAUUACGAUCAGAUGCCCUAGCCCUUACGUCGCCUUUGCCGGUACAAAUCACCGAGAUCAACUUUCUCACGUGUCUGUUACUCGUUUUGUACGAGUUAUGCGAAGGCAGUAACUCAUCCUUGAUACCGCUGGCUAGAGCUCGAGAGGUCCUUUUACUGUCUGGUACUCCAACGAUUCCCAGUGAUCUGGGUUCUCGUCAAGAUGUUAUCGUGGCUGUGAAUCCUUUCCUUCUUGAAUUUUUCGAUUACCACGAGUCGCUUGCAACUGUCACGUUGCCUUAUUCUCAUAUUUCGAAAUUUCGAUUUCAAAACACAUUCUAUGAUUCUGAACAGACUCCUUUUAUGAUGGAUUUUAGUGACGGUUUUAACGAUUUUGCAUGUCGAAUUUCCUCAUUACGCGAGCAAGUGAUUUUAGACACUCCAGUGCCUCAUGUCAUCUGCGCGGUGGAACUUGCUGCAGACAUUCGUAAAUGGAUGCCCAAAAGAGCUACCUCGAGAGAGGCUGAAGUGCUCGAUAUGUACAAGAGAGCUUUAUUCAUUUGGCUUUUUUCAAUCAUAUACACCUCACCGUCAAACGACAUCGAGAUUCAAAAACUUGUUGCAACAACGGUCGCUGACAUGGCAAAGAUCGAGGAGAAUGACCCGGCAUUAAAUUGCAUUUUAUUUCCCCUAUUCAUCAUAGGGGGUGCGGCAACGACACCGAACGAUAGGGCAUCAAUCUUGCGCGAGUUUCAAAGAUUGAAAGAUUGGAGCCGAUUUGGCAAUAUUGACCAAAGCCUCCAAGUGGUACAAAAGAUCUGGUCAGAUCGCGAUCUUGGCCUCCCAGAUGCUUGGGAUUGGGUCAGGCAGCUCGAGGCUCAUAACAAGAGCCUCCUCGUCACGUAG
Messenger RNA from Glarea lozoyensis ATCC 20868, 1704 nucleotides. RefSeq names its product Zn2/Cys6 DNA-binding protein. Gene Ontology annotation, molecular function: DNA-binding transcription factor activity, RNA polymerase II-specific; transcription cis-regulatory region binding; zinc ion binding. Bases 1 to 1704 code for a protein of 567 amino acids. The transcript has 3 exons. NCBI's taxonomy places the organism in Eukaryota, Fungi, Ascomycota, Leotiomycetes, Helotiales, Helotiaceae. Gene Ontology annotation, cellular component: nucleus. Gene Ontology annotation, biological process: positive regulation of transcription by RNA polymerase II. The record is from RefSeq and is a predicted model, not a curated record.